AUGGCUGCCGCGUCGACCGCGGGAUCGCUCGGGUUCGCGCGCGCGCCGUCCUCGAGCGCCGACGCGCUCCUCCCCCGGCGCAUUCAUGCCGCGAGCAGCGCGCGUCAAAGGGGGAGAGCGGCCGCGCUCCGCGUCGCCGCCGUCGCCGCGGACUGGCGCGAGAAGGCGAAGCCGAUCGCCCCCGGGUCGUCCUACCCCGCGAAGGAGCACUGCUCCAACUGCGGCCUGUGCGACACCUACUACGUCGCGCACGUCAAGGACGCGUGCGCGUUCCUCGGCGACGGCAUGAGCAAGAUCGAGACGCUCGAGCCGGUCGUGCACGGCCGCGCGCGCGACCUGUCCAGCGACGAGUCGCGCCUCGGGGUAGCGCGAGACGUCUUCUACGCUCGGAUGGAAGCUCCGGUGCGGGGCGCGCAGUGGACGGGCGUCGUGACGUCCAUCGCGAUCGAGAUGCUCGCGUCGGGCAAGGUGGACGGCGUGAUAUGCGUCGCGAGCGACGACGCGAACCCGAUGCUGCCCAAGCCGAUCCUCGCGACGACCGCGGAGGAGAUCCUGAGCAGUCGCGGCGUCAAGCCCGCGCUGUCGCCGAAUCUUUCCGUCCUCGCCGAGGUGGAAGCGCGAGGGAUUAAAAAACUGCUGUUCGUCGGCGUCGGGUGCGCGGUGCAAGCGCUUCGGUCGGUGGAAAAAUACUUGGGCCUGGAAGCGCUGUACGUCGUCGGCACGAACUGCACGGACAACGGGCGAAAGGAGACGCUGUCCAAGUUUCUCGACAACGCGAGCGAGGACCCGAAGACGGUGAUCCACUACGAGUUCAUGCAGGACUACCAGAAGGUGCCCUACUUUUGCCUCCCCGCGAAUAAGCUCAAGGACGUCAUCGCGCCGUCGUGUUACAGCUGCUUCGAUUACGUCAACGGCCUCGCGGACAUCGUCGUCGGGUACAUGGGCGUGCCGUGGAUGAACGUGGACAUGACCGCGCACCCGCAGUACGUCACGGUGCGAAACGAAAAGGGCGCGGAGAUGUUUGACCUGAUUCGCGAGCGCGCCGUUGUGACGCCGUCGGUGUCGUCGGGCGACCGACGACCGUUCGUGAUGCAGACGGUCAUCUCCGACGACGAGGCGACGUUGGGGAGAGGGCCGGAGGAGCCCGCGCCGAUCGCGGUCGGGAAGGCGAUCGCGUGGCUGCUCGAGAAGAUCGGCCCGAAGGGGAAAGAGUUUGGGAUGUACUCGUUGGACUACCACACGAUUCGGAAUUACCUCCACGUGAAGCGACGCUUCGGCGGGGAGGCGCGCGCGGCGGCGCACGUUCCGAAGUACGCGCGGUUGGUCGUGGACGAGUACAACGAGAACGGCGCGAUCGACGCGAGGCUGGCGAUGACGGGAACGCCCGCGGUGGGGGCGCCGCUGCCGAGGCCGGCGCCGUCGGGAAGGACGCCGGCGCCGGGCGUCGGCGGCGGCGGCGGCGGCGCGGGGGAGGGGACGUCUUCGCCGUUCGGAGGGGCGGAUCCGAGCGUCGUCGGCGCCGCGCUCGGCUUCGCGCUCGUCACCGCGAUCGCGACGAAACUCAUGGGGUCGUGA
Micromonas pusilla CCMP1545 is the source of this 1575-nucleotide messenger RNA. RefSeq lists its product as uncharacterized. Gene Ontology annotation, molecular function: 7-hydroxymethyl chlorophyll a reductase activity. Gene Ontology annotation, biological process: chlorophyll cycle. The coding region runs from base 1 to 1575 and encodes 524 amino acids. The transcript has 2 exons. NCBI's taxonomy places the organism in Eukaryota, Viridiplantae, Chlorophyta, Mamiellophyceae, Mamiellales, Mamiellaceae. Gene Ontology annotation, cellular component: chloroplast. The record is from RefSeq and is a predicted model, not a curated record.